UUUUCAGUUUGAUUCUCAGCCUGUGCCCCAACACUUUUGGAAAACAUUUCAUAUUAAAUUGGCAGCAAAAUACAAUAUUUCAGUAAUUUUAAAAAGUAUAGGAAAUGGAGACAAUUUGUCAAUUUUUUCGCAGUAAUUACAUCUUGGCCAACUGCGAGGAUGUAAUUUGCAAAAAGGCAUUUUGCUUAAAUCUAUCGCACUUUCAAAUGUCCGAGCUGCCUGAAAUUAUUAAGCACUGCGAGACGUUGAUGAAAUUGUUUCUAAAUCAGAACAAACUCACAAAGUUGCCCUCAAGCCUGGGUACCCUAAUACGCUUGCAAGUGCUGACACUGGACUACAAUAAGCUGGACGAGUUUCCAGAGUGCGUUUGUCAGUUGGUUCGAUUGAAAUUCCUGAAUAUAAGCUGCAAUAACAUAAGCCGCUUGCCGCCAGAAUUCGGGCAGUUAACAAAUUUAGAGACAUUCUGGUGCAAUCAUACGGGUCUGCUACAACUGCCUACGGAAAUAACCAACUGUGAGCAUCUCCAAACUCUGGGCAUUCGUGGUAAUCGUUUGCGUUCCCUUCCCGAUGCCAUUGGAUUGCUUUCUGAGCUGCGCUGGCUAACGGUGGAGUGUAAUCAGUUAACGGAUUUGCCGUCAUCAUUUGGCUUGCUGCAAAACUUAAUACACUUGAAUCUGAAGGGCAACCAACUUAGACAAUUUCCACGCAGCAUGCUGACCAUGCGUAAGUUACGUUUCAUAUUCCUCAAUGAGAAUCGCAUAAAUGAUCCGCCAAAUAACAUUGAUUUCGAUGAGCUGCAAUCUGUGCGCAUGUUAAACUUGUCCAAGAAUCCAAUUGCACUAAAUGUGGAACUGCAGCGCUUGGCUUUGCUUCACAACAAUCUGUAUGUGGAAAUAGAGAGUGAGUCAGCAACACAGCCUGGCCUUAUGCUCAACCGAUCCUCAGCCAACUUGGCAGACGAGUUGAACGUUGAACAGGAGCAAGAUUCAUCCUCUGAUUGGGAGAACAGCGUACGCACCAGCCAACUGAACAGUUCCGAUGAGAGCGAAUUGGAGAACACCAUUGAGGAUUUAAGCGUUAUGCUGCCUGAAAUGUCGCGCUUUGUUACCACCUUUUAAGCUAUAAUUCUAGGGCAAAUAAAUCUCACGUGUACUGUUUA
Drosophila busckii is the source of this 1159-nucleotide messenger RNA. Its product is annotated as plant intracellular Ras-group-related LRR protein 1. Bases 105 to 1118 code for a protein of 337 amino acids. Gene Ontology annotation, molecular function: protein binding. The record is from RefSeq and is a predicted model, not a curated record. Lineage: Eukaryota; Metazoa; Arthropoda; Insecta; Diptera; Drosophilidae. The transcript is spliced from 3 exons.